AUGAUGCUGAUGUGGAACGGUGCGAGGGACCUAGUGUUAGAUUCGGACGACAUUCCGUUUGGGACGGGCUCGUGGUUUCUCUACGCCGGAGUGUCGUGCCUGCUGGUCCUCUUCGCCGGGAUCAUGUCCGGGCUCACCUUGGGCUUGAUGUCUCUCAAUCUCGUCGACCUCGAGAUCCUGCAGCGGAGCGGGAGCCCCACCGAGAAGAAGCAAGCUGCUAAGAUAUUACCUGUUGUGCAAAAGCAGCACCAGCUUUUGGUCACUUUGCUUCUCUGCAAUGCUUGUGCCAUGGAGGCGCUUCCUUUGUACCUUGAUAAAAUCUUUCACCCCUUUGUUGCUGUUGUGCUGUCUGUAACAUUUGUUCUAUUAUUUGGAGAGAUUAUCCCACAAUCAAUAUGCUCAAGAUAUGGACUUUCUGUUGGUGCCAAUUUUGUUUGGCUUGUUCGCAUUUUGAUGUGCAUCUGUUAUCCAAUUGCGUACCCAAUUGCCAAGGUUCUGGAUGCUGUACUUGGUCAUAGUGAUGAUUUGUUUAGGCGAGCACAGUUGAAAGCCCUAGUCUCUAUUCACGGCAAAGAGGCUGGUAAGGGAGGUGAACUCACGCAUGAUGAGACAACAAUCAUCAGUGGAGCGCUAGAUUUAACUGAAAAGACUGCAGAGGAGGCUAUGACACCUAUUGAAUCAACUUUUUCCUUGGAUGUAAAUUCAAAUUUAGACUGGGAAGCAAUUGGGAAAAUUCUUGCACGAGGUCAUAGUCGAGUUCCUGUCUAUUAUGGAAAUCCAAGAAACAUUAUUGGCCUCCUACUGGUGAAAAAUCUUCUCACAGUACGAGCAGAAACGGAGACUCCAGUCAGUGCCGUUUCCAUUCGAAGAAUUCCCAGGGUUCCUGCAGAUAUGCCUCUGUAUGAUAUACUUAAUGAGUUUCAAAAAGGAAGCAGUCACCUGGCUGCUGUAGUGAAAACCAAAGGAAAGAACAAGAACCUUUUGCCAACUGCUGACAAAGAGAAAUUCGAAGAGAAUAAACUGUCCCAUGAAAAAUCUCAAUUAGUUGCCUCCUUGCUAAGCAAGCAUGAUGACAAAUCAGGGAGUGUUGUUGUCAACAUCGAUAAAUCUCCAAAGUCUCUGACAAACAAGCCAACUGAGGAUAUUGAAGAUGGGGAUGUCAUUGGAAUCAUCACCCUGGAGGAUGUUUUUGAAGAACUUCUUCAAGAGGAGAUUGUAGAUGAAACAGAUGUAUAUAUCGAUGUACAUAGGAGGAUACGUGUGGCUGCUGUGGCAGCUGCUUCAUCCAUGGCACGAGGUCCAUCAAGUCGGAAGUUGCUUGCAGGACUAACUGAGCAUGGACAAACCCCAAAGAAGUCCGCAGAAGAUGAUGCACAUUCAGUGAGGUAUUCAGGGAAUCCUCGGGAGCCUCUUCUAGGCAACAAGAGAUGA
This is a messenger RNA of Prunus armeniaca (apricot), 1431 nucleotides long. The record is from the annotation of a GenBank genome assembly. Lineage: Eukaryota; Viridiplantae; Streptophyta; Magnoliopsida; Rosales; Rosaceae.